Messenger RNA from Dreissena polymorpha, 2129 nucleotides. RefSeq lists its product as uncharacterized. The coding region runs from base 138 to 827 and encodes 229 amino acids. The transcript has 5 exons. The record is from RefSeq and is a predicted model, not a curated record. Lineage: Eukaryota; Metazoa; Mollusca; Bivalvia; Myida; Dreissenidae.
UGUUUUGUCCAUUGCAUCCAUUUCUUCCUGCUGUCGCCGAUGACUCAAACAAGGAAGUGCACCGGAUAAAGUAAGCUGUGGAGUUCAUUGAAUAAAAGUUACGAAAAAUACAGAGAAAAUAUGCCAUCUGAAGGUAUAUGCAAGUAAGGCGUCUUAUUAUAAUAACAGCGAUCGCCAGGCGGAAGAUGAUUAAAGUCGAGGCAGCAUCGUCGAUAGUGCGGUUCAUAGUUAUCGUGGACAUUGUGUCGGGGGUGUUGUCCAUCGUCUUCCGUGGGGUGGAUUGGUGGGGAAUAAUACUGAUGUGUAACGGGUGUGUGGCACUCGUUCAUCCCCUGCUUCUGUCUUGCUUGUACUCUCAGAAACCAACAAUCAGGAACAAGCCUUGUCGGAUUUACGGAAGGUUCGUCCUCUACUUUUGGCUCUUUGUACUGAACUGCACUUUGACGCCACUUUUUUUCCUCGCGUUCAGCCUCAUUCCAGCUUUCGAUAGGUACACCUUCUAUAGGCACAACAACCAACCUGCCGUCACCAUCCUUCUGUUUGUCGUCGGCCUCGUUACGUGCCUCGUGUUGACGGUGGUGAACCUGUACACGUUCUGUAUUAUGUACAAGUACGGGUGCUGCUUCAUUUACAGUCUCAAACAGGACGUCGAGGAAGCGGCAGCAAAGACGAACAUCGGUAUGGUGGCAACUGCGUCGGAGUAUGUUAACAGCACAGUGCCGGAAGCAUUAAGCCCGUGCAUUCCGCCGCCGUAUUCUGUGUCUGUUCAGCCUGAGGAGCGCGUUCAGACAUUCGCCGCUAAAAAGCAGUUAGGGAAUAAUUUCUAACGCAUUCAUAGUUUGUGCGGAAUGACAAUUUACACAUCAAUAUGAUUAUGAAACUAAGCACAAUAUUUAUUGGACUCAAAUAUAUAACAAUAUCGUCAUCGUGUUUAAAAUAGGACUGGUAAAAAUUAAAAUUAUCGUUUCCCAAUAGACAUGUUUUAUCAGACAUUUUUAUGUGUGCGUUGUAUUUUUUAGUGUGGUCUUUUUAACUUAUACUAUUUAACAAUGUAAUCCUACACUCAACGAUUUAUCUUUCCAACCGGUCAUUUGUAAAAGUGUUAUUUUUCUUAUAUGUAAACAAAUCCCUUCAAGUGUUCUAUAUAUUAAAACAAUUCAAGCAAUAAUGACAUCUGAACAAAUACUAAAAUGUGUGUAGUAACUUGUGAUAAUACCAGUGAAAAAAACAGAAACAUGCGAGGAUGGCAAGAAUCAUGCAGCCUGGUGCCGAAAUGAUGCUAUGACAUCACCAGAAUGCUGCUUAUGCGAGGAAUAACGUUACGCGUAUCGUUACAUCUAAUUAAAGAAAACACCAACUGCAUCAACAGAUAAUUUGUAUCAUCACUACGAAAUCCGUAUUUUCAGGCAACGCAACCACGAAUCACACAAUAUGAAACGAUCACAAUCACAUGCAAACAACCAUUAUUAAAACGAGAGCGACUAUGGCGUUGAAAGACUAUUUGCAAGAUACAUGGAAAGAGGGGGUCCUUCUGAGAGUGUUCUGAGCUUCAUGAAAUUUGCUCAGAAAAUGUGUGCCAAAAUAUUUUCUGACGAGUUCGAAAUUGGUUUUGUUUGGUUGAAAAACAUGGCCGCCAAGGGGCAGAGCUUGUUUUUCCUAAUAUGGAUUAAACUUGUUAACAUUUUAGAGGCCACAUUUAUUGUCCGAUAUACAUGAAAUUUGGUCAGUGGAUUUGUACAAAUGAUAUCUUAGACGAGUUCGAAAAUGUUUCCGGUUGCUUGAAAAACAUGGCCGCCAGGGGGCAGUGAAUUUUUAUUUUAAUAGCUAUAGUAAACCUUGUUAACACUCUAGAUGCCACAUUUAUUGUCCUAUCUUCGUGAAACUUGGUCAGAAGAUUCAUCCCUAUAAUAUCUUUGAUUUGUUUGGAAAUGGUUCCGGUUGGUUGAACAACUUUGCUGCCUGGGGGCGGGGAAUUUAUCAUUGUAUGCCUACUAUGUUAUCUUUAAUCAGAUGCAAAAUCGUUGCCUGCCUUUGUCUUGGUUUGGUCAAUCUUGAACAGUUUAUUUAAGCAACAAUUAACGAUUAAUCGUAAAAUAUUCAUUAAUUCCCAUUAAAUCCAUGUCAAAAAU